CUAAUCAAAGGCCUUAGAUGAACCCGCCAAAAAAAGAAACGAAUUUCGAAUGAAACGGCAUAGUACACAUUUUAGAGACAGAAUCAACAGUACUCAGAGCUACUUGUCGGUUAUAUACCUCUAGUCAUAUCCCGCCACGUGUCCCUUAAUCCCCUAUAUACACUACCGGAAUCACAGAUACCAUCUGCCCUAUAGAAUAUCCCUUGUAUUUUUCUGCGUGUUUUGUGUGAGGGCUAUGGAGAGAAAAUUACCUCUUCUUCAACCGGAGUUUAAUGCCGGAGAAGCGUUAUUACUGCCACUUAUGGAGUCUGAUGAAGCCUUCAUCAACGGCAUGUAUAACGGACUGAGCUAUCAGUCUCUGUUGAGUUUGAACCUCGACCACAGCUACUAUGGCGAAGUGAAACCUUUUUCAGCUCACUCAUCUAAUUUUCGCCCUUCUUUCACCAAUGAUAUGCUCUGCGCUGGUGCUACUGCUUCGUCUCAAAUCCAGCAAAGUUCGGCGACUUUUCAUGAGUUCUAUUCUGGAGAUUCUGCAUGGCUUAAUAAGAAGACGGAGAUCAAUCCCGAUGCUGCUCAAAAGAUGAAAUUCCCAAAACUGGAACCAGUAACUGAUAAUCUCCAGUUAUAUCCAUACAACAAUGAGGUUGUGUUGAGUGAGCCGUUCAAUUACUUCUCCAACGGCUUUGGAUACCACAGUCUUCCAGAUCUCCGUUGCCUCGAACAGCCAAACUAUUUGGAUUUCUCGUCAUCGCUGGUCACAACAGAAAACCGAGUCGUCGAACCGGUGAAGCCUGUUUCAGAAGUUAUGAGUAACCUCCUAAAAAACAGGCAGCCGUAUAGUUCAUCUACAACUCGAUUGCGAAGGCAGAAGCUAAGCGAGAAAAUACGAUGUUUAGAGAAGCUAUUGCCAUGGGACAAGAAAAUAGAUACGGCGACUAUGCUAGAAGAGGCGUACAAAUACGUGAAGUUUCUACAGGCGCAGAUUAGCGUCCUACAAAGCAUGCCUCCGCUGGUAGAAGGAGGUGCUUCUUCCGAUCAGGAUAGAAAUGGAAAAAGUACAAGCUAUGGAUCAAAUCAUGAAGCGAAGGCAAUUAGCGUUUUUGGGACACUGGCGAGGCUGAACAGGCAGCAGCUUUUACAGGUUUUACUGAACUCGCCUGUUGCUCAGACCUAUCUCUACUCAAAAGGCUGCUGCGUUUACUCCGUAGAACAGCUGGUUCAGUACAGGAAAAUUGCUCAGAGAAACGCUUUCUACCGCCGAUCUUUGUUUUUUUCCGGCAUGCUCUCUUGAACAAGGCGAUUCCGAUUCUCAGGUGCUCAUAGCUAAUUUGGAAACUCCCCUCUUUUUUACUUUUUUGGUUGAAAAAACAGUGAAAGUUUAGGCCAUAGUAGUAAAGGGAAAAUCUGUAGAUGUGUGAGAAAUUGUUAACUGCACUGAACUAUGAAGUAGUGUUAGUCUAUUCUAAGUUUUGCUAAUCAUUACAUGUAAAGCACGUGAUCGCUAUG
Solanum stenotomum is the source of this 1506-nucleotide messenger RNA. RefSeq names its product transcription factor LRL1. Gene Ontology annotation, molecular function: DNA-binding transcription factor activity; protein dimerization activity. The coding region runs from base 236 to 1291 and encodes 351 amino acids. Gene Ontology annotation, biological process: regulation of DNA-templated transcription. Lineage: Eukaryota; Viridiplantae; Streptophyta; Magnoliopsida; Solanales; Solanaceae. The transcript has a single exon. The record is from RefSeq and is a predicted model, not a curated record.